UUUGAACCAGUUUCAACUGGUUUUUGCUGGCUCCGUCAUCAUUUCGCGCGCGCAUGACGAACUGUCAAAGAUACGUUGAAAAGUGUAACUCACCCUGUAUUAUAAAUUAUGAUUAAGUAUAAAAUUAAACUUGAAUUUUAGUGAGUGUAAUAUACAACUUUGAAGUUGGUUUCUUGUUAGUUUAACUUCGCUGUUGUUUAUUUUAGUUGCUUAAAUAAACUUUGUAAAUAUAAGUGUGUAUUUAUGUAAGUGAUUUAUUAAUGGUUAAUGGAUUUUAAAAGCUCAGACCAUGAAAACGUGAAGGUGUGGAAAAAAUACAAAAUUACCAAAUGUAAUCGUCAAGAUUUUGUGCAGUGUUCAGGCGGUCGUGUAGUGUAAAAAUGUAAAAUGGAGAGUUCUAUGCGGGCGAGUCCAACUCGAGUCUUGUCCCUGUGGACUUUGCUGCUCGGAUGCUGUAAUAUUGCAGGUCUCCGGCCGACACCGAGUGUCAUAGCGGACUCCCUAGACAUAGUGAAAGUGUCAGCGGUGUCAGGCGGCGACGCGACACUGCCUUGCGACACUCGCUCUACACAGGCGUCUGAUGUGCUGUUACUCGUCGUUUGGUAUAAAAAUGAUGUACCUUUGUAUAGUUACGAUGGCCGUAUAAAGGGACCUUCAGCACAUUGGGCGGACGACGUGUUGGGCGGGCGGGCGCGGUGGCACUCGGCUAGUCCGGCGUCCCUCAGGAUCCGUGACGUCAUACCUACUGAUCGAGCCAUGUAUCGCUGCAGGGUAGACUUCAAAAUAUCGCCCACGAGGAAUCAUAAGAUCUUGUUGGAUGUUAUUGAGUUACCAGAAAAGCCGAAGAUUUUCGACGAGUUUGACAAAGAAGUGGUCGGUGUGGCCGGCCCUUACAUAGAAGACACAAGUUUAAAGCUUACCUGUGUUGUAAGUGGAGGUAAACCAAUGCCUCGCAUUCGCUGGUGGCGUGACGACAAAGUCAUAGCGACCGUCGCACCAGUGGACGACGAGUCGCGCAUCAGUCUUCUAGAGUUGAGGAUACCGAAGCUCUCGAGGGACUACUUCGAAGCUGUUUACACUUGCACGGCAGACAAUACCGUGCUAGUCCCGCCUUUGAGGGUCAAUGUGCAGAUACAAUUGUAUUUGCGACCACUAUUCGUGGAGAUCCUAGCUCGGGAACAGCCGUUAUCAGUGGGGCAGGCAGCGGAGCUAGCAUGCAGGGCAGUCGGAGCCAGACCUCCGGCCGUCAUCACGUGGUGGAUGGACGAGCGGCAGAUGUCCGUCGCCGCUAUACAGAAGAAUUCAGACGACAAAAACGAGACGAUAUCAUACCUUCGCUGGACGCCUCGAAUGGAUCAAGAUGGCCGCACGCUCACCUGCAGAGCGGCGCACGUCAAACUAGAACACACGACGAUAGAAACUAGUGUCACGCUCAAUUUGCACUAUGUUCCAAUAGUGACACUUCAGUUGGGCUCCAAGAUGAACCCGAAUGAUAUAGAAGAGGGUGAUGACGUGUACUUUGAAUGCAUGGUGCGUUCCAACCCUCCAGCUUAUAAAGUUGUUUGGGAACAUAAUGGCCAAAUAAUGACACACAACCAGCGGGCCGGCGUCAUAGCAGGCUCAGCGAACCUCGCCUUACAAGGCGUGAACAGAAGUCAGGCGGGGAAGUAUGCCUGUACUGCCUCGAAUGUAGAGGGUGACGGGAAAUCGCUGCCUGUUAACCUACAAGUUAUUUAUAAGCCAGUAUGUCUAGCUACAUCGGUGGCUAUAGUUGGUGCUGCGAUCAAUGAACCUACCAAAGUAACAUGCGAAGUGGACGCCUUCCCACCUCCGAAGAACUUCCAGUGGACGCUCAAUAAUUCCAUGGGAACUUCGGAAAUUGAGCCCGAUAAAUUUAUUUUGAAUGGAGUGGGGAGGUCGGUGUUAUUUUAUACUCCGGCAUCGGAGAAGGACUAUGGGUCCCUGGCUUGUAGAGCGACGAACCUUGCUGGUCAGCAAGUGGAACCGUGUAGAUACUCCUUACUGCCAGCAGUGAGACCAGACCCGUUGAACAACUGUUCUACUGUCAACCUGACUGAUGAUUCCGCAGAAAUACGAUGUGUGGCUGGUUACGAUGGUGGUCUCCAAACAUCGUAUUUCGUGGAAGUAUGGGAGUCGAAGAAUUUAGUAGCAAAUGUAUCCACUGCGCUACCAGCGUGGAUACUCCGAGGUUUGGGGUCAGGCAAGAGUCUGAAGCUAGUAUUCUACGCGUCGAAUGCUAGAGGAAGAUCAGAGACUGUCGUCAUGAGGAUUAAUACUCUGACACGACUGGCUUUGCAUACAGAAGCGAAUUCCGGUAAAGCCGUAAGCGUAGACGCUAGCUGGGCGCUGGGAGUGAUUGCUGGUAUUGCUGGCACACUCGUCGCCAUAGUGGUUAUAGCUCUUCUGGCGAGGAGAAGACACCAUCCACCUAUGCAGUAUGAAGCUCCUAUGCAGACGGUGAAGGCGUACAAAGGCGCGAUACAAAGCACCAACCAUUCUCCGGUACAGCCUGACGAUAAAAAUCCUGAUGUGGUACCUCUGGGUAAAGGUAAUAUAGAUUUCAACAAUGGUCGUGACUUGGAGCGACCCCCCGAGCCCCCUCCUUACGGGGCCGUCAUAUCUCCUCCUGUGGGGUCCUCGCGAAGCUCUAACAGUCUUCAUCAUCAUGACAUGAGGCCUGUCACGCCACACACGCCAAUCACUCCUGCUUCGGAUGCCCAUAGUAUCGGAACCUUGGCAGAAGACCGCAGAAGCGUGACGAGCGGUACAUUUUCUAGACGGAGAGAAGUGGUGACUACUAGAACACCGUUGUUAGCAAAUGCCAGGGAAAGUUGCGUCUAGUGUAAACUACUAUUAAGUAAGCAUUUACGCUGAAGGGAACAUGUUACUAUUUUGUUUUCUAGAAUAUUUUUUUACUAUUUAGGAUUAGGUCUGUGAUACGGCUUAACGUAUAUUUCGGGUGCGGUGGAUUGAUUUUUUUUUUUAUAUUUUUAUGAAAUGUGUAAAAAUAUUUUCGAGUUUUUAAUUAAAGGAUUGGUUUUUAUUAUUUUACUGGAUAUAAUAGUUUUCAUCAGAUGCUGUUUUUUUUAUAACAGAUUGCUUUGUUUUAAGUUACUUUUCUAUUUAAAUGUUUGUUGAAAUACUUCAUUAAUGCUUCAAUUCUGCACUGUUUUUAAUUGUAUUUAUUUGCAUUUAUUUUAAAGACAUAACGAUCGAUAUUUUUGUAUAUAUACAUCGAAGUAAAUUGUGAAAGACUGUUAUUUAAAACAUGUUCCCUUUGGCGCAAAACGAAUGUAAAUUAGUUAAAAUAUUUGUUUUAUAGUCAAUAAAUAUUCACUUUCAAAAAGAGAUAUAUCUAUCUAAGUAAAUAUUAAGUGUAAUUAAUGUUCUGAAAACUGGCACUAUUCUAUCAUAGAUUAACUGAUGAUCUGAUGGUAUACAUACGUAUAUAUAAAUUAUAUAAUUCGAGAUAUAUUUUAUUUCUUCUACAGAAAUUAUAAAUAUGAACAUUAAAAUAAGUUUUGAUAUCAGAAUCAAACAUAUCAUUUUAACUUUCUAAGUCAGUACAAAAUACCCACUGCUUUUUUAAUCUUUUUCUUGACUCAACUCCAGUAGUAAGAAAAUAGAUGUGUAUAGUUGAAAAUCUACACAUUCUAGGCAAUAACACGCAAGGAACAUAACAUUUGGACUGUUUGGAUAAACAAUAAAUAAGUAUACCACAUAAUAUAUACAAUCAGAAACGCACAAGCAAUCGGAUCGGAAAAAAAAAUAUUGCUCGUAAAUAAAUAUGCAAAAAUAACUUAAACAGCUGAAUAACCAAUUACCAUCAGUCCAUUUGACACCUAAAUACAUAUCCCAAAUACAAAUCUGAUAACUAAAAGACAAAUCUAAUACCCACAAUGUUAGGCAGAUGUGCCAACUGUAUUAAAAUCGAAGCGGCGCAAGCAAGCCCAUCCACAUUAAUUUUUUGGGCAUGGCUCCAAAAACCAUACAUAAUUUUCACAAAAGAUCAGUUUGCAUCAAAUUUUAAUUGUCAUUACAUUAGAGUAACAACUUUGUAUGGGUACCUAAUUAGAUUUUUUAUUUGUUUAUUAAACUGCAACUAUUGUAUGCGCUGUAUAUUAUGGUUCAAAUCAUGGUGUUCACUGAGAGUAUUUUUAAACACUUGUUUCCAAAUUAUUAAGCCUCUUCUUUUUAUUCCUGCCGCUUCCAAUCUUACUUCAGAUCAGCGCAAUAUGUUUUCCUCCUCCAUUCCUCUCUGUUCGACCUUAUACUAACAUUCUCUUCCUUUGUAUUCAUGUAAUCUUUGGUAUUCCUUUCUCUCUGCAUCCAUUCAUACUCAAUCUUACUUUUUGUAGCAAAACAACAAACACAGUUUUUUUCUGAUACAUUUUUUAAACAAUUAUUCAUUUUAAAAGACCUAAAUAAGAUUAUAUUAAAGUGAAGGAGUAAAAUAUAUUUCGAAUACUUUUAGUAAGUACGAGAAAUCACUAUAUACCUAAAUAGUACAUGUGUUCAUUAUUUCGUUUUCCCCUAAAACUAAGUGCCCUUCUUAAAAUAUGAGUAGUUUCAAUUUUUUAUGGACAUCAACAAUGGUCCUCGUGUUAUUGUUUUCUUAGACAUUAUAUAAAAAUAUAUAUAUAUGACAGUUAACUAAUUAUUUAAUUUUACAUAAAAAUCUUAAAUUAUUUUUAUUCAAUACUUAAUUUAGUCAGUAGGUAAUUGUUUUUUUUUUAACAUAAUUUAGUUCACGAAUUGUGUUAUUUUCGAACUCGAUAUAUAUUUUUUUAAAACCUAAUAGUUUCAAACUGUAAAUAUAUUUAUACUUUCAGAAACUGGCUCAAUAAUUUUAUAUAAAUAUUAUAUCACUAUAAAGUCUAAAAUGUUGAUAAAAACAAUCGUUUACAAAUAUUAUGAGGUUUUUGUAUUUAUUUGUAUCAAAUACCGUGUUAUUGGAAUUCAACAGUUUGUAUGAAAUGUAGACAAUAAAUUGAAUACUUACUUUUUAUUUAACUUUUAUUAUCUCAAAGGCUUUUAGUUGGACUGAACGAAAGAUAGGUAUCAAGUAAAAUAUAUACAUGAAAUGAAAGGCAACAGGUUCGAUAUACAUAUAUAUCUGUAUAUGUAUAUACUUUUAAUGAACGCUUCAGCUAUCAAAAUUUUGCAAGCGAUGAUAAUUCAGCUUGAUUGAGAAGUGACAUUUUAUCGUAAAAUUCUCUUUUGAAAUGAAACUUUCGAUGUAUGUCCAGUAUAGUGGUACUGAUUUCUUUUUAUUUUUUGCGAAAAAUUGUGAAUUUGAUACAUUUUAAUAAUUGGCGUAUGCUUUAGACCGUGUGUUAUUUUCUCCUAUCUUGGUGAUUGGUUUUCAGUUCAAAGAUUUUAUUUUAUGUGACACAAUAAAAUGUUUUAAUUUGAACACUCGUUGUUAAUUAUUUAAAAGAUACUUAAGAAAACUUCUUUUCAAAAUACGCAAUUAUUAUUUUUACCUGAAUGUUGGUUGAAAAUUGGUAACCUACAUAGUUUAGCCUACAAAACAAAAAGCGUUAUAUAUUUUACUUCAAGUAUAUGUAUACAUCAUAACUUGAAUAUAAAUUAGAUUAUAAGUAAAUAAUUAUAAUUGACUUUGAAUUUCUAUAAAUAAUGUUAAAAAAUGAAUACACUGUGAUGCUAUAAAAUUUAUAACUCUCUAAAUUAUGAAUUACAUUCAUAAUUUUAAUAUGUAAGUGUAAAUAAUAACAUACUAUGAAAGUGUUGUCGGUUCUAGGGAAAAAUGGCCCUAGUGAAAUAAAUUAGAAAUUUUGUGUAUUGUACAUAGUAUUAACAUAUAUGUGAAGAAAUAUUAUAAAUAAAAAACAAUUAAAUGUUAAUAAACUCCGCUAGUUUAUUUGCGAUAGUUAUUAUUAUUUUGUAAAGUUGAUAAGUCGUUUUUACUACGAAUAUUUGUUAAUUCAAUAUUUUUUUUAUACUUAACAUAGUUUAUCAUAAUUGCGUGCAAACAGAAAAAAUAUCUGAAAUGUAAACAUAAUUGAAAAUUACAAAAUUGAUUUAACCAAAAUAUAUUUUCACUAAAAUAAACAUGACCACAAAAUAUCGUUUAUAAUGCAUACCAAAAUAUUUAAUUCUGAUUGUACUAAAUUAUUUGCUAAGUUAACAUUAUGAAAAUUUAUAAUUUAAUUGUCCACAAUAUUUCAAAACAGUUAAUUUUCAACUUAUUGAACGAGUUAUUACAAAGACAAGCUUGUAAAGCCGGUGAAAAUCUUCAGCAUAUUUUUAUUAAAAUUUCUUUAAACGAAACCCAUUACUUUGUCGCAACAGAAAAUUUAAAACAAUUCAAAGACCAUUUUACAUGAAACAAAAUGAUAAAAUGUGUCCGCAAAUCAAAUAAAAGUUUUAUAUUAAAAAUUGUAAUACCUUUUUCAUUUCCUGACAACAUAAUGUGGUUAUACCGUUCAGCUUCAGGACGACCAUGGUAAGUGCAGUCUACGAAUACGUUGUAUUACUGUAGGUACAUUUUCCCCGCCUGAAUACAUCUGCCACGAAAUUUUAUACGAGUAAUAAAACUCAGUUACGACCCCACAUUUAUAGAAAAUAUUGUGGACUAUUAAACGCCAUGUUAUUUCAAUAUCUGUUUAAUAUACAAAUUAUUUACUUACUACUCGUAUAUUUUAUUAUUGGUUAUUUUAAAUGUUUUAAUAUGUUCGUUUGUACAGAUUGUUUGGUUGGUAUCAAAAAAAAUACGUAUAAUUUCAGUGAUUUUUCAGAGACUUCUUGACAUAUCGUAAUUAUUAAGAUAUGUGUAAUACUUCUUGGAAUAAAUUUGCUUAUCGGCAAAUGAA
Molecule: messenger RNA, 6857 nt
Organism: Helicoverpa zea (corn earworm)
Lineage: Eukaryota; Metazoa; Arthropoda; Insecta; Lepidoptera; Noctuidae
Product: hemicentin-1-like
Exons: 17
Coding region: 388-2862 (824 amino acids)
Source: RefSeq, a predicted model, not a curated record